UUCAUGGCGGUAGACAAUAAGCAAAGAGGAGUAAAUCUAACAAGAAAGUUCAACAAGUGGACUUUUUAUUGGAGAAAAUCGAUAGAACAGAGAAUGCCGUGGUUUGACGCCAAAGGAACUCAUAAAAAAGCCUUGCUGACUACAUCCAGUAGUCCCACCUAUUACCCUGCGGGUUCUAUCAUCUGGGGUGGCACAAACCGACACCCCGCCGACUGGAUGAGCCAGGUUGGAAUGAGAGACCCGGGAGUGAUCUGGUACUGGUUAAAUGAGGACGACUGUGACAAAGAUAGAAAACCAGUUGAUGGCGGAUUAACCGAGUGGGGAGACUGGGGUAGAUGCGACAAGUUGUGUCAACCUGGCAAGCAAAGAAGGUUCAAAACGUGCACAAACCCCAGUCCACAAUGCGGAGGAAAGCGAUGUGAUCCUCGCCUCGUUACCAAGGAGGAAAGAGACUGCACCUAUUGCCCUGAAAGUGGAAUACGAAUGUACAACGAUUACUGUGUGGCCCCAAAUGAGGGGGGCUGUUCCCCUCCUGAUGGCGCUUACCUCAUUGCAACGAAAAUAGAAGGCACUUCAUGUAAUGCGAUUGACCAGAUUUUCCUUCUGGACGAGGACGGAGUAAUCCAUCACAAGUGCAGCAAGAAAGUCAUCUGUCCUGAGGGAAAUUAUCCUGGCUAUACCAGAAAACUCAUGCUGAAGGACGAAUGCGACCUGAGCGUUUUCAAGCACGAGAGGGUGUCGCCGAGUAAUGCAAUGAAGAAUUUGAAAAAUAAGUUUUGCAUUCAUCCCAAUGGUGGAUGGCCAAAAGAGGGUGGAUAUCUCGUUUAUUACAAGGGAUGUGGCGGCAAUCGGUUGAGGUUCUACUUCUUUGAUCUUGAUUCCUCAACUGCUUGAUGCUGGAAGAAUGACAGCAUAACACCUCCGCUUCGUGAUGGUUUUAGUUGAUAAGAAAAAAACGGAGGUGUAACAAAUGAAAA
This is a messenger RNA of Stylophora pistillata, 977 nucleotides long. RefSeq lists its product as uncharacterized. The record is from RefSeq and is a predicted model, not a curated record. Gene Ontology annotation, biological process: proteolysis. Gene Ontology annotation, molecular function: metalloendopeptidase activity. NCBI's taxonomy places the organism in Eukaryota, Metazoa, Cnidaria, Anthozoa, Scleractinia, Pocilloporidae.